Beauveria bassiana ARSEF 2860 is the source of this 483-nucleotide messenger RNA. RefSeq names its product monothiol glutaredoxin-5. NCBI's taxonomy places the organism in Eukaryota, Fungi, Ascomycota, Sordariomycetes, Hypocreales, Cordycipitaceae. Bases 1 to 483 code for a protein of 160 amino acids. The record is from RefSeq and is a predicted model, not a curated record. The transcript has 2 exons.
AUGUUUGCCCGCUCAGUAGCUCUGAACAUCACCCGCCAGGCCGCCCGACCGGCUAUGCGCGCGGGCGCCGCGCCCCUCGGCCGCUUCAGCCCAGCGGCCGCCCCCAAGUUCCUCACGCCGAUGCAGGUCCGCCUGCUGUCCGACAAGACGCGCGCCGCCAUUGACGAGGCGGUCGGCUCUGCGCCCGUGGUGCUCUUCAUGAAGGGCACGCCCGAGACGCCCCAGUGCGGCUUCUCGCGCGCCGCCAUCCAAAUCCUCGGCGUGCAGGGCGUCAACCCCGAGAAGUUUGCCGCUUUCAAUGUGCUGGAGGACUCGGAGCUGCGCGAGGGCAUCAAGGAGUACUCGGACUGGCCGACGAUUCCCCAGCUGUAUAUUGAAAAGGAGUUUGUGGGCGGCUGCGACAUCUUGGUGUCGAUGCACAAGAACGGCGACUUGGCCAAGAUGCUGGAAGAGAAGAAGCUGGUUGUCGAAGGCGAGGAGUAA